AGUGCUCAGUUUGAUCAGUCACGCCUCAUUUGGACACCUGCUUACCCGUCUCAUGCCAUCUGCGAAAAGUUCAGGCGUGAAAUUAACCUUAAACACAACCUGAAACUCAAGGACUACCAUGACCUUCAUGCAUACUCGGUGUCCAACUACACCUUCUGGCUCGACCUCUGGCAAUUCAUGGGUAUUCUGUCUUCAUGUCCCUCCAGAUCCCACAAAGGUAUAAUCCAAAAGGGCAAAUACGAAGAAGUACCCGAAUGGUUUCCCGGAGCACGCCUAAACUAUGCCGAGAACCUACUCUACCGCAACGACGAUAGUAUCGCAUGCACAGCAGGCAAUGAACUCGGAGCCGUGACGCAUUAUACAUUCCGCCAGCUAAGAGAGAUGGUGCGCAAAAUGGCAGCCGCAAUGCGCUCGAAUGGAUUAAAGGUUGGAGACAGAGUUGCGGCUAUCAUCUCCAACUCCAUCACCGCAGUGGUAGUCGCUCUUGCGGCUUCCAGUGUAGGGGCAAUAUUCUCUAGUACCGCAACUGACAUGGGUACCCAGGGUAUACUCGAUAGAUACAGGCAGAUCAAACCAAAGUUCAUUUUCACAGAAACGGAGAUUGUUUAUGCCGGGAAGACAAUCAGCCUAGUACAGAAGGCUUUGGAAGUAGAGCAGGACCUCCGCACAUUUGGCGUACAGCGCAUCAUUACUUUACCGAGUGUGAAGACCGGAAAGACCGUCCCAGAGUCUCUGAACAUACCCAAUAGUGUUACAUUGGAUUCUUUCCUUGCAUCAGAUGAUGGUCGACCACUGGAAUUUGAGCAGCUGCCUUUCAGUCAUCCACUGUAUAUCCUAUACUCAUCGGGGACAAGUGGUCCGCCGAAAUGCAUAGUCCACUGCGGUGGGGGCGCCCUAAUGAACAGCAAGAAGGACUGCAUGGUCGGCUUCGGCAUCCUUCCGACUGAUGUCUAUUUUCAAUACACUACAACGGGUUGGAUGAUGUGGCCAUUCAUGCUCUCAGGUCUUGCAUGUGGCGCACGUAUUGUCCUCUACGAUGGGUCACCAUUCCACCCUGACGUCAGGGGUUAUCUCAAGUUCAUCAAUGAUCAGGGUGUCACGGUGCUCGGCACAAGUCCACGUUUCCUGACUGAAGUCCAGAUGAGGGGUAUUAAACCGCUUGAAAUCGCGUCCUUUGAAGCUCUUCGCGAGAUGACAGUCACAGGAGCUGUAACAACUGCACCUUUGAUGGAGUGGGCGCACGAAGCAUUUGGUAAGAAGCUGCAUAUAGGUUCGUCUUCUGGGGGGACAGACGUGUUCUGUGCAUUUGUCACUUCUGUGUUGAGUUUCCCACUAUAUGCUGGAGAACUUCAAGGCAAAUGUCUCGGCAUGGCCGUUGAAUUAUUCAAUCCUGCGGGAAAGAACAUUGAGAACACGGGUCAGCCUGGCGAGCUUGUCAUCACACGUCCGCAUCCCUCGAUACCUGUUUGUUUCUGGGGCGAUGAGUCUGGCACAAAGUUUCGACAGGCUUAUUAUGACAUGUAUCCAGGAGUCUGGCGUCAAGGUGAUUUUGUGGUAAAAAAUCCGAAGACGACAGGGUUCAUCUUUCUAGGGCGGAGUGAUGGCGUACUCAACCCAUCUGGUGUCCGUUUUGGCUCAACGGAGAUUUACAGUGUCAUAGAGUCUUUCUCUGACGAUGUCGAUGAUUCAUUGUGUGUGGGCCAACGGAGAACACAAGACCCUGACGAGCGUGUCCUGCUCUUUCUGAAGAUGCGCUCAGGGCGCAAGCUCACACCUACCCUCAUUGACCGCAUAAAGAACGCGAUCAGGACCAGCCUCAGCCCGAGACACGUUCCAGCCUACGUGUUCGAAACUCCAGAUAUCCCGUACACUGUUAACGGCAAGAAAAUCGAGAUUGCGGUCAAACAGAUUGUUUCGGGGUCCGAUCUAAAGCCGAGUGGGACUGUGGCAAACCCCGAGUCACUUAAUUUGUACUAUAAGUACAGGGAUAUCGAAGGUUUGGUGGGCCUGAAGACGAUGGCGAAGCUCUAGUUGUAGACAUUGAUAUCAGAAGGUUGGACCUUUCAACUGAAUAUUAACUUGCAAGCCCACCCAUUUGGCGCACAUGUCGGAAUUAAGGCUGGGGAA
Messenger RNA from Suillus bovinus, 2127 nucleotides. RefSeq lists its product as uncharacterized. Lineage: Eukaryota; Fungi; Basidiomycota; Agaricomycetes; Boletales; Suillaceae. The annotation marks the transcript as partial. The transcript has 15 exons. Gene Ontology annotation, molecular function: acetoacetate-CoA ligase activity. Gene Ontology annotation, biological process: lipid metabolic process. Gene Ontology annotation, cellular component: cytosol. The record is from RefSeq and is a predicted model, not a curated record.